Aspergillus nidulans FGSC A4 is the source of this 2377-nucleotide messenger RNA. RefSeq lists its product as uncharacterized. The coding region runs from base 1 to 2097 and encodes 698 amino acids. NCBI's taxonomy places the organism in Eukaryota, Fungi, Ascomycota, Eurotiomycetes, Eurotiales, Aspergillaceae. The transcript is spliced from 2 exons. Gene Ontology annotation, molecular function: GTPase activator activity; guanyl-nucleotide exchange factor activity. The record is from RefSeq and is a predicted model, not a curated record. Gene Ontology annotation, biological process: vesicle-mediated transport.
AUGUCUGGCGAUACUGGCGCAAAACCUCGUCUCCAUUCAACACGCUCGUUUCCUCGAAUGGACAAUAAUUCGGACACGAGAGCUCCCACUAUUCGUUCAAGAGCGAAAACCGUACAGUCCGUGGCGAUACCAGAGUCGGAAGACUCGCUUCAUCUGGAUCUUUCGGAGAGCGAACACAACCAAGUUACUGGCCCAGACUUGUUCGAGAAGUCAGCAUCAUCAUAUGUGGAAAAUGGCGCAGACGGUGAAACUUCAGUUCUCUCGCAGAAUGUACCGAAUCAGCAAGAGGAGCUCCCGAUUGAGCUGAUCAGUCUUACUGACCGAUUCGUCAGCUCCCUCAGCGCGCGGGUACACUCCUCCCCUCCGACCAUAGAAAGAAUAUCGACGCUCUUCCAAGACUUCUACCUCCGAGCGGAAUCCCACAUAGCGACUCAUAUCUCUGCCCUUGCUUCCCGGAUAAACCGCGACCCUUCGCCGCACCUACCAGAUCGGAAAGAUACCAACGCCUCCAGCCGCCAGAUGUUGACGGCUUCGGAAGUGACAGAGAAGCGAAUAGCUCGAAAGCUUUUAGCGUCUAAGCAGGUCAGUCUUGAAGAGGCCGUAGAACGGAGAGUUUGCGAAAGUAUCUAUGAUAAGAUUUGGAGACAUAAGAGUACAUUGGAUGAAGUCAGAGAUGAAAAGUUGCGGUCAAAGACGGCAGCCCUGCUUUUGGUCGGAAUCAACCUAAAUGAGCUUGGUGUCGAUAUCGACAUUACUGCGAUCGACGAAAAAAGCCAAAAAGAUGCUGAUGACUGCUUUUCAACUGCGCGUGAUUCUCUCAUGAAAAUGAACGAGGAAAGGUAUCCAUUGGGGAAGCUUCGACACCUUGCUGCGUCGCACAAGGCAAUUGUUGAUGCCCUAACUAAGCUAUUACCUUCGUCGUCCUCCGCUGACGAGAUUCUACCGGCCCUCAUUUAUACGUUGGUCACUUGCCCGCCCGAGGGCAUCAACGUCAUAAGCAACCUUUUGUUCAUUCAAAGGUUUAGAACAAGCAGCAAGGUUAACGGCGAAACCGCAUACUGUCUUACCAAUCUCGAGGCUGCAAUCAGCUUUCUUGAGAACGUGGAUCUCUCCGAACUUCGCGCAGAGGAGGGACAAGAAGGAGGUGUUAAGGCUCCCAGUAAUGAACCUGCAUCACUUGCUGAGAGCAUUCGUCCUCCACAACCUGCUUCUCAGGAGCCCACAUCAUCUCUUUCUACGGUAACUGCAUCUGCGGAGCCUUCAAAACCUGUUGGAGGCGAACCGUCCGAGACGCUGACGGGGUUGACACCGGCCCAGCAAGGCAGACUGAAUACGUUUUUGCAACCUCCUGCAAAGGUGCUCGGGGCUGCUAAUGACGCUGUUCGUAGCACUGCCGAUCAAGGACUGAAGAACAUCAGCGCAACGCUAGACAGCAGCUUUAAUUUCUUGUUUGGCCGUUUAAAAGAGCUGCAGUCCAACCAACUGCCAGGCAGAGAUGGUAUAACGGGCCCUGUACUACCGAAAACACUGGCGGAGGCUAGACGUCUAGUUACAGCGCCUGCAUCAGGUGGCAGUGCUCCGGAUAAAGAGGACACGCCGAGGGAGACACCUGCCACAGAGCCGUCCCGGCUAAGACGCAUCGGGUCCAAGGCGGAAGAUACUUUCACUGGGCUAGUUGCUGGACAGCGGACUCCCCGUGACCGGAGUACCGACAGCGUGCGCACACAUGGCAGCUCCAGAGCGUCACUAGCGACGAGCACGUCAAAAGAUGAAGGCCGAACACCUAGCACAAAUUCUGCGUUGGCAACCCCGACGCUGGAGUCCGUCAGAAGCUUUGGAAGCAGCAUUAAUCCUUUGAAUCAUAUUCCGGGGAUGAUCAGGGGCUUCAGUCGUGGCACUCCCGAGUCGCCGGCUGUAUCUUCUCUUCCAACUCGGACGAAAGCACCGGCGGGCGACGCCAGUAUUGAUCCGCCAAUUCAACGUUUCCUCGAUAUCCAGACUGCAAAUGAGCUUACUAUUGGGGAUGUAAGCGUCUUGCUCGAUGAUUACAAACGUAUCUCUGCAGCGCUUGUGAAACAAGGCUCGUCACUCAAAUAACAAUUCCGGCAUCCUAUUAAUAAAGGAGCAAUGUUUAAUGCGGGUACGGUUUGGCGAUAUUCCCAUGCGCACUGCAAAUUGUUAGUAGCUGUUUUAUUCCUGAAUCACUGCUGGUUUCGGUGAUCAAGUUAUCUGUUGCUCAAGAGGAGUUAUGGUUUGGCAUACUUUGGAGUUGAAGCAGUCUAGUCAUGUGUAAUCUGCUUCUACGAUGAGAUAUCUUAAUGCUUUUGAGUAGAUACCUAGGUAGCUCAACGAUAGAUGAAUCGCACCUAAUAGUCUU